Helicoverpa armigera (cotton bollworm) is the source of this 916-nucleotide messenger RNA. RefSeq names its product Coiled-coil-helix-coiled-coil-helix domain containing 2 (gene Chchd2). Gene Ontology annotation, cellular component: nucleus; mitochondrion. The coding region runs from base 102 to 539 and encodes 145 amino acids. The transcript is spliced from 3 exons. Lineage: Eukaryota; Metazoa; Arthropoda; Insecta; Lepidoptera; Noctuidae. The record is from RefSeq and is a predicted model, not a curated record. Gene Ontology annotation, biological process: mitochondrion organization.
UUGCUAGAUAUUUGACAGCGAAGUGUCAGUUUUAUUGGAAGUGUUGUUCAAGACUGAACAGUAUUUCUGUGUAAACCAAGUUAAUAAAGUUUGCAAAAAAAAUGCCUCGACGUGGAAGAUCCGCGAGCCCUCCACCAGCCCCGCAGCGACGGGCUGCACCGCCACCGAGCCGUGUUCCAGCUCAUGCGCCACCAGCGACCCCAGCACCUGCUAUGGCUCAGCCUCAGCAGCCCUCGAUGUUUGGGCAGAUGGCAGCCACUGCUGGUGGUGUCGCCGUGGGAUCUGCAGUGGGUCACGUAGCCGGUAGUGCUCUCACUGGUUUGUUUAGUGGUGGUAGCAGCAGCGAGCCUGCACAGCAGCAGGUGCAAGCACAGCCGCCUGCGCAGACGCUCAGCCAGUACCAGAACCAGACUCCCCAGGGCCCCUGUGCUUGGGAGAUCAAGCAAUUUAUUGAGUGUGCUCAGCAACAGCAUGACUUGACCCUCUGUGAGGGCUUUAAUGAGGCUCUGCGUCAAUGCAAGAUUAACAACCACGUUUAAAUUUUUAGCUUAAUUAAAAUUUCAAGGUGCCAUUAGAUCUUUAAAUUUGACAAAAUGAAUUACUAUUUCCCAAUAUCUAUUGUCAUGUUGUAUCAGAAAUAUAUACGAACAGUUCUUUCUACGAAAAUCUUUUUGAAAAUCAAAACUUUUCACUUAGGUGAACAACCCUGGCACCUUCCUAGUAGCUUUUAUUUCUGAUUAGUUUAAAGGAAUUAAAAAUUUCCUUGGUUAUCAUGUAGCAAAUUGUUAGUAUGUUUAUUAUUGUUUAUUUUAAAUAUUUUAAGACGAUUUAUUGUGAUGUAGAAUUCUCUAAUCAGAAUUUAUCCAUUUCUUUUACGUAAUUUUUAGAACAAUAAAUAUACAAUAAAACACAAUAA